CCAUGAGGCCCCGGCGGCUCCUCAGCGCGGCCCCGCGGCGCGGCUGCUGAGCGUCCGCCUCCCGUCGCCACCGCCAUCGCCCUCCCCGCCCGGGCGGGGACCCCCCCCCGCUCCCCUCCCUCCCUCCUCACAGCCGCCGCCAUGUUGGGCCGCCAGCCGCAGCGGGGCCGCCGCUGAGCCCCGGAGCCUGCGAGGCGGCGGGCGGCCAGGAGGAGGAGGAGGAGGAGGAGCCCGGGGCCGGCCGGCCUGCCGCAGCCAUGGCGGAGCAGACCUACUCCUGGGCAUAUUCCCUUGUGGACUCCAGUCAAGUCUCUACUUUCCUGAUUUCUAUUCUCCUCAUAGUCUAUGGGAGUUUCAGGUCUCUUAACAUGGACUUUGAGAAUCAAGACAAAGAGAAAGACAAUAGCAGCGCAGCUGGGUCUUUUAAUGGCAACAGCACCAAUAACAGUAAGGGUAUUCAAACCAUUGAUUCUACCCAGGCAUUGUUCCUGCCAAUCGGAGCAUCUGUGUCUCUCCUAGUUAUGUUCUUCUUCUUCGACUCAGUUCAAGUUGUCUUUACAAUAUGCACAGCAGUCCUUGCAACAAUAGCUUUUGCUUUCCUUCUGCUCCCGAUGUGCCAGUACUUAACACGGCCUUGUUCACCUCAAAACAAGAUUUCCUUUGGCUGCUGCGGGCGUUUCACUGCUGCUGAGUUGCUCUCAUUUUCUCUGUCUGUGAUGCUUGUACUUAUCUGGGUCCUCACUGGCCACUGGCUCCUUAUGGAUGCUCUGGCUAUGGGCCUGUGUGUUGCAAUGAUAGCCUUUGUCCGGCUGCCGAGCCUGAAGGUUUCCUGCUUGCUACUCUCCGGGUUACUAAUUUAUGAUGUCUUUUGGGUCUUUUUUUCUGCCUACAUCUUUAACAGCAAUGUUAUGGUGAAAGUGGCCACACAACCAGCUGAUAAUCCCCUUGACGUUUUAUCCCGGAAACUUCACCUGGGACCAAAUGUGGGUAGAGAUGUUCCCCGCCUGUCGCUGCCUGGCAAACUUGUAUUUCCAAGUUCCACAGGCAGCCACUUCUCUAUGCUGGGGAUCGGAGAUAUUGUGAUGCCGGGUCUUCUGCUCUGCUUUGUCCUGCGUUACGAUAACUACAAAAAACAAGCCAACAGUGAUUCCUGUGGUGCCCCAGGACCAGGGAACAUCUCUGGACGUAUGCAGAAGGUCUCUUACUUUCACUGCACACUUAUUGGAUAUUUUGUAGGUCUAUUAACUGCAACAGUAGCUUCUCGUAUUCACCGGGCAGCCCAGCCUGCCCUCCUGUAUUUGGUACCUUUUACUUUAUUGCCGCUCCUCACCAUGGCCUAUUUAAAGGGCGAUCUACGUCGCAUGUGGUCUGAGCCUUUCCACUCCAAGUCCAGCAGCUCCCGUUUCCUGGAAGUAUGAUGGAACAGACAGAAAGUGACCUGAACUUCUGCCUUGGUCCUUUUCACUUUAACUCGUGGCUUUGUCAUCUCCUAAAGCUGGUCAGGCUGGUACUUGGGAAGGUACCAAUUACAGGACUUUUAUGAAAGGACUUUGCAUUGAAAGGAGGAAAAAGAAAAGCUAAGGUUCUGGAGCUCCAUGCGACUCUGUAUCUCCCUGCAGAUGUGGAACUGGGGACCCUUUGUGCAACUGCAGCCACUUUCCUCUUUUCCUCGCUCUAAUGGAUUAGUACCAGACUAUUACCUAUGUGAGAGAGGAAGAGAGACUAGAAACUGAAAACGGCUUGAAGUCGUUCAAAAACUUGUGAACACUAAAAGAAAAACGGUUAGGCAAACUGAAGCUUCUUCAGCAAACGCUCAUAUACAUUGGGACCAGUUUCCUGUUGGACUUCGGUUUUGAAAAGAACUGAGACAGAAGGUCUUCUGUCACAAUAUUGUUUUUUUUCGUUUGUUUUUGUUUUGAUUUAUUAAAUAUUUCCUGUGGUGUGAGGUUACUUAUUAAAUCCACAGACAUUGAGUGA
This is a messenger RNA of Cygnus olor (mute swan), 1977 nucleotides long. RefSeq names its product signal peptide peptidase like 3 (gene SPPL3). The coding region runs from base 258 to 1418 and encodes 386 amino acids. Gene Ontology annotation, biological process: membrane protein proteolysis. Gene Ontology annotation, molecular function: aspartic endopeptidase activity, intramembrane cleaving. The record is from RefSeq and is a predicted model, not a curated record. Gene Ontology annotation, cellular component: Golgi-associated vesicle membrane; lumenal side of endoplasmic reticulum membrane; cytoplasmic side of endoplasmic reticulum membrane. The transcript is spliced from 11 exons. NCBI's taxonomy places the organism in Eukaryota, Metazoa, Chordata, Aves, Anseriformes, Anatidae.